AUGCCCUCUUAUUUCUACCACAUCGCUCUCGAGAUCCUUGCACAACCUGAGAAAACCUCUUCUUUCGAUUCCGGCACUCCCCAAUUGGCCGCCAGCUCCCUCUCUUACGAAUCCGCGCGCGAAUCUCUUCUUCCCUUCCAACGUCGCAGCAGAGACAGCAAAACCACACCUGCGUCAACACUGCGGGGUGGGUGGAAUUUCAGUUCACCUAGGACGACUGCGUUGAGUUCUUACGACCAGGAUCAAUGUCUGGUCCCACCAUCGUCAUCGGCUUAUCUCUCCAGCGACUUGACGACCGAACCAGAUUUGAGACUUGAUCAAAUAUCCAUCCAAAGUAUCGAUAUGAUAACCCCAACCCACGGCAACACGGCGACCUAUGCAAAGCGACCCGAUGAGAGCACUGCGAGAAGCGGCGAUGAGAUCGCAACAGGCAUCGGAACGGACAUUCUAGGCGGUCUGCACACGAAGGGGAAAUACAUUCCACUUGAUCAGACGUUGCCUGAUAGCGUGUUUGGUAUAGUUCAUUUGUACCGAGAUGCAAAAGAGACCCCAUCGCUCGCCCUCGAUGACCAUCCAUUGUAUCUCAAGGGAUCGUCUGCCGCCCGCCAACCAAGAGAUCACAAUGGCAGCGAAGAUAUACAGUACAGCAGCAACUCGUCGUAUGUUUCGUUGCCCGAUGCGGACUGUACGACGCUGUGUAUCCUGGCUGUUCCAUCAUACAUGUCACCCUCGGAUUUCCUUGGUUUUGUUGGGGAGGCGACGAGAGAUGAAGUCAGUCAUUUCCGGAUGAUCAAGACUGCUAGAGCGAAUCGGUAUAUGGUGUUGAUGAAAUUUCGAAAUGGGAAAAAGGCACGAGAAUGGCAAAAGGAUUGGAAUGGGAAGGUUUUUAACAGCAUGGAGCCCGAGACUUGUCAUGUUGUCUUUGUCAAGUCUGUUGAGAUUGAGGUCGCCAGACCAACCCCGACAACCCGGAUAUCCGAUGUUUCGAGACAAUCGUUUUCUACAAACCCCUCGAGAUCGCUGGGUGCUGCAGCAAACGCAUCCCCAGGCCUAUCUUCCGCAUCGCUCUCUACAAGACCUAUUGCUCCACCUACGCCUUCUCUCGUAGAAUUGCCCACUUGCCCGGUCUGCCUAGAACGAAUGGACGAAACAACGGGUCUUUUGACUAUAAUCUGUCAACAUGUUUUCCACUGCACGUGUCUUCAAAAGUGGAAAGGGAGCGGAUGCCCUGUGUGCCGAUAUACCUUGGACGAUUUCGCUCUCCGCAGCCAAGUUGCUAUGGAUGGACCACCAGCUGAAUGUGGCGUGUGCCACUCCGAGCUCAACCUAUGGAUGUGCUUGAUAUGCGGUAGUAUUGGGUGCGGCCGAUACGAUGAAGCGCAUGCAUUUGCUCAUUAUAAAGAAACCUCCCACGCAUUCGCCAUGGAUCUUUCGUCGCAACGAGUGUGGGAUUAUGUGAGCGAUGCAUAUGUUCAUCGUAUAAUCCAAAGCAAGACCGACGGCAAACUGGUCGAGCUUCCUGCAGCAGAUAACUCGGCGCUAGAUCCUCCCGACUGGACCGACGCUGUUCCCCGAGAGAAACUAGAGAAUAUGAGCGUAGAAUACACCCAUCUUCUAACGAGCCAACUCGAAAGCCAACGCGCCUAUUUCGAGGAUAUUGUCGAACGUGCGGCAGACAAGGCAUCAAAAGCGAGUGCCGCAGCAUCCGCUGCUCUCGAAUCCGCUGAACAAGCCAACGAAAAACUCAAAGAUCUACAGCUACGUUAUGAUGCUAUCGCCAAAGACAGCGUGCCCGGCUUAGAGAAGGAAAAAGACCGCGCCGGUCGUCGAGCCGAGAAAUUUGAAACUAUGGCACGUAAACUCGAGAAAGAAUGGCGCGAAGAAAAAGCCAUGAACGAGAACCUGGUCAAACGUGUCGAACUACUAACCGAAGAAGUCACCAAGCUGAAGACUGAGAAUGCGGAUUUGACGGAACAGAAUCGCGACUUGAGUUUUUAUAUUAGCGGCUCGGAGAAGCUGAAGGACCAGGGCGAUGAUAUAGUUGAAGGGACAAUUAGUAUACCUGAGAAUUCGUCGAAAAAGAAGGGGAAGGGGAAGAAGAGGUGA
Molecule: messenger RNA, 2106 nt
Organism: Talaromyces proteolyticus
Lineage: Eukaryota; Fungi; Ascomycota; Eurotiomycetes; Eurotiales; Trichocomaceae
Product: putative RING and UBP finger domain protein
Exons: 2
Coding region: 1-2106 (701 amino acids)
Biological process (GO): Ras protein signal transduction; protein ubiquitination
Cellular component (GO): cytoplasm
Molecular function (GO): zinc ion binding; ubiquitin protein ligase activity
Source: RefSeq, a predicted model, not a curated record